AUGAUCCCUUGGGCAUCGAUGUCCGUGGCGGAGGACCGGAUCGCCGAUCAACUUCGGACGCUCUUUGCGCAGCAGGCCGAGACCCAAAAAGAGAUCGCAAGCCUUCGCGCACAGCUUUGCGAGCGUGUGGAGGAGAAGGUCCCUUCUGACCAAUGCUGGGCGACUCUCAAAACUCAGAUGUUUCCGAACCUCUACAAGAAGGAAGCUCCGCAGGAAGCUCCGCAGAAAGCUCAUGAGCCUCUGCCUCCACCAGCAGAGCCAAAGGUUCGGCAAAGGGAGCCAGUCGAACCAAAGAGUCGAGCAGCUUCAGACGGUCGCGCCGAGGACCUCCCGGCGGCGGCGUCUUCGAAGCGGAAGGGCAAGCUCUUGGCUCUGCCAGCUGGGUCCGCGGCAUCCAUGCUUUUGGGCAGAUGGCAUGGCUUGGAUCACAAUGCACGGAAGAAGCAGUGGCACGAAGUCUAUAUCUGCGAAAAGACAGGCCGACUGAGGUGUCUGACCUGGACUGAUGGCGUAGCUCCGAGGAGCGGGCGCACCAGCUCGAUUACCGUCAGAAACAGCGGUGAUGAGGUGUUGUGGGGGAAGGGAGAAAUCAUCCUUGAUGCCCGCGAGAUUCACCAUGGGAAGGCAGUGUGGUCCAAUCCGGAUCCGAAGAAGGAGGAUUGGAUCUGGGCCCCCGGAUGGUAA
Messenger RNA from Symbiodinium sp. CCMP2456, 684 nucleotides. The record is from the annotation of a GenBank genome assembly. NCBI's taxonomy places the organism in Eukaryota, Dinophyceae, Suessiales, Symbiodiniaceae.